CACACAGCUCGGUUCCUUCUUACGCAGGAAGUUUAACCAACAGCUCCCUGAAUGCAACCCCAUUGCAUUGUGCAGCAACCAACAACAGCUUGGUUGCGUAGCUGCUCCUCCAGCGGGGUGCAGAUCUGGCCCAUUUUGGACAGGGCUGCACUGGACAGCACCCAGCGGCCAGCUAGAUAAGCGCGUAAUUUGGCAGGGCUUUCCCCAGACUGGGGCAGCGGCAGGACUACCACGGCACAGACAGCAUCCAAAACAGGGCGGCCCGGCGCUGCGGGCGGGGAAGCUGUCCUUGCCGGUCCCUUCGCUGCGGCAGCCGCAGAGGAAGCCGCGGCGGCGCAGGGCGGCUGGGUGUCGGCGGAAGGGCCGCGGCCGGGCCCCCUGUGUCCCCGCCCCGGAAGGCGCCGCGCUGCCGCGAACCGGCGGCGGAGAUGGUGUUGCUGAGCGCUCCGCGCUGGCUCCGCAGCCGCCUCACCGACCGCUUCUGGAGGGUGCAGGAGGUGCUCAAGUAUGCGCGGCAUUUUCGCGGAAGGAAGAACCGCUGCUAUAAGCUGGCCGUACGAAGUGUUCGGAGAGCUUUUGUGAAGUCUACAAAGGCCAGGAGAGAGAAGAAGAGAUUCCUCAGAGCGCUCUGGAUCACUAGGAUUGAGGCAGCUUCUCUUGAACAUGGUUUGAAAUACCCAGCUUUCAUAAGCAAUCUGCUUAAGUCCCAGGUGGAGCUGAACAGGAAGAUGAUUGCCGAUUUGGCUAUUUAUGAGCCAAAGACAUUCAAGUCCCUGGCUGCCUUAGCCCAGAGGAGGAGACAGGAAGGCUUCCUUGCUGCCCUGGGAGAUGGAAAAGAACCAGAGGGAAUAUUUUCACGUAUCGUACACCACUAUUGAUAUUAAAAGUCUGCAGAUACGUGUUAGGAACUUGUAUUGUGAAGUAAACUUGCUCACUGGCUGCUGCUGAGGUCAUAGCUGUGGAACAAAAUCCUCUCAGGAUGGUUCCAGAAGGACGGGGUGGGUCCGGGCACGAAGCUUGCACCUUGGUGACUUUUCCCCUGUAUUGUUGUAACUGAAACACGUUGAAUUGGAAACCGCAGUUUGAAUUCAGCAGUGGUGUCAGGCCUGUGGAAGUUCCAGUGUUAACGACAUACAUAGCGUCCCUACGCUUUCUGUUCUGUGAAGGACUUUAAUAAAGAUUUAUUUUUUUUUCUU
Molecule: messenger RNA, 1196 nt
Organism: Grus americana (Whooping crane)
Lineage: Eukaryota; Metazoa; Chordata; Aves; Gruiformes; Gruidae
Gene: MRPL20
Product: mitochondrial ribosomal protein L20
Exons: 4
Coding region: 429-878 (149 amino acids)
Biological process (GO): ribosomal large subunit assembly; translation
Cellular component (GO): ribosome
Molecular function (GO): rRNA binding; structural constituent of ribosome
Source: RefSeq, a predicted model, not a curated record